CAUGCAUACGUACAUGCGCCUACGUACACAUUUCUUCUUCUUCUUCAUGUGGUCAAGCUUGGUUGCAGCAUAUGGCGUCAACGCAGCUGCAAGAAGCUAGGAGAGGAGAGGGCAGCUGGGCAGGACAGGAGCAGACAGCAGACACUGGUGGCCGACUGGCCGUGGUGAACGCAGCAGCUUUGGCACUGCAAAAGCUCCAGUUUUUAUUUUUUUAUUUUUUUACACGGGUCAUCUUUUACAGGUAGGCGAGCGAAGCGAAUCUGGGAAUAAGGAGGGCGGCUGGACGGACCGCAGGCCGCCGCACUGCACACGGCCGCCAACAGCGCUUGUCUCGCCCGGUCGCCCCCUCUCGCGCGCGGUCCUUGAUGGCCCGUGCCCGUUUCCUCCUACACCUGCUCGUCCUCUCCGCCGCUUGCGUCUCCACCAAUGCCGCCGCCACCGGGUUCAGCUUCUCCCGGUUCGUGAGCGCGGACCGCGGCGCCAACGUGACGGUGCUGGGCGACGCCAACAUCGACCAGGGCGCGCUGCAGAUCACGCCGGACUCGCUCAACGACGCCGCCACCUACCUCACCCACAAGUCCGGCCGUGUGCUGUACGCCACCCCGUUCAGGCUCUGGCACCGCGAGGAGGCCGGUGGCCGUCACGGCAGCAGCAGCAAGCUGGCCAACACCACCGCCGGGGGCAAGAGGGUGGCGUCCUUCAGCACCGUCUUCACAGUCAACGUGUUCCGGCCCAACGGCACGGAGCCCGCGGAAGGGCUGGCGUUCGUGAUCGCGCCGUCCGCGGAGGGCCCCCCCGCGGGGAGCUCCGGCGGCUACCUCGGCCUCACCAACGCGUCCACCGACGGCGACGCCGCCAACCGGAUCGUCGCCGUGGAGCUCGACACCGAGAAGCAGCCGUAUGACCCGGACGCCAACCACGUCGGGCUCAACGUCCACAGCGUCGUCUCCGUCGCCACCGCCUCGCUCACGCCGCUCGGCGUCCAGAUCUCGCCCGCCGCCCCCGCCACCAAGUACGACGUCUGGGUCGACUACGACGGCGCCGCGCGCCGCGUCGCCGUGCGCGUGGCCGUGGCGGGGACCGCGAAGCCCCCGCGCCCGGUCCUCGCCGCGCCGCUCGACCUCGGGGCGGCCGUGGCCGAGUGGUCCUACUUCGGGUUUGCCGCGUCGACCGGACGCAAGUACCAGCUCAACUGCGUCCUGGCGUGGAACAUGACGCUGGAGAAGCUCCCGUCCGGCGACGACGGCGGUGGCAGGAGGCGGGCGCUCGGGCUCGCCGUGGGCGUCGCCGUCGGAGUGGCCGUGGGCGUGGCCGCGGUGGCCGUCGUCCUGGCGUACGUGUGCGUGGCGAAGCGACGGAAGGCGCGCAGCGGCGAAGGCAGCGGCAGCGCCAUCACCGGCACCAUGAUCCGGAGCCUGGCCGGCGGGCCGCGCGAGUUCGAGUAUCGCGAGAUCCGCAGGGCCACCAACAACUUCGACGACAGGAUGAAGCUGGGGCAGGGCGGGUACGGGGUCGUGUACCGGGGCGUCGUGGUCGGCGACCACACCAGCCCCGGUGGCGUCGGCAGCGCCGUCGAUGUGGCCGUCAAGAAGUUCUCCCGCGCCAGCACGCAGGGCCAGAACGACUUCCUCGCCGAGCUCAGCAUCAUCAACCGCCUCCGCCACAAGCACCUCGUCCGCCUCGUCGGGUGGAGCCACGACAAUGGCGAGUUGCUGCUGGUGUACGAGUUCAUGCCGAACGGGAGCCUGGACCAGCACCUGUUCACGCCGGCGGCGGGGCGGCAGCUGCUGGGGUGGGAGCUCCGGUACAACAUCGUCAAGGGCGUGGCGUCGGCGCUGCACUACCUGCACGACGAGUACGACCAGCGCGUGGUGCACCGGGACCUCAAGGCCUCCAACAUCAUGCUGGACGCCGCCUUCAGCGCGCGCCUGGGCGACUUCGGCCUGGCGCGCGCCAUCGAGACCGACAAGACCUCGUACAUGGAGGAGGCCGGCGGCGGCGUGCACGGCACCGUCGGGUACAUCGCGCCCGAGUGCUUCCACACCGAGAAGGCGACGCGCGAGUCCGACGUCUACGCGUUCGGCGCCGUCGUGCUCGAGGUGGUGUGCGGCCGCCGCCCACGCUGCGACAUCGAGGGCUUCCACUUCCUGGUCGACUGGGUCUGGCGCCUCCACCGCGACGGCCGCGCGCUGGAGGCCGUCGACGCCCGCCUCGACGGCGCGUUCGACGCCGCCCAGGCGGAGCGGCUCAUCCUGCUGGGCCUCGCGUGCAGCCACCCGACCCCAGCCGAGCGGCCCAAGACGCCGGCCAUCCAGCAGAUCCUGCUCGGGUCCAUGCCGCCGCCGCCGGUGCCGCCGUUCAAGCCGUCCUUCGUGUGGCCGGCCACCGACGCGGGGGCGGGGCUGGACACCAUGUCGACCACGGCGGGCACCACCACGAGCCAGCUCAGCUUGACGUCGGCGUCGACGUGGAGCGGCAGCUUCAUGAAAGGCAGCCUGAGGCACGCGUUCGAGCAAGAAGCCACCGAUUCCUUGGCGUAGCCGAGCUAUAUACGGUAUAAUUCUUCUUAGUGCUCUCGUAACACAGCAACCUGUUGGCCACGAUGGAAUUGUCGUCAUGUGGUCACUGUGGAGGUUAAUUGUUCAAAGCAGAGGGACCCCCACGAUCAAAGGCCGGAGAAAGAUGAAGACCUAUAGUGAUACGAUUGUUCGUUCGUGUGAACAUCUAAAUGUAUUGUUAUGUUUUCUUUGAUUUCUCUACUUUCGUUUGCUUGGUUCAAAUUUUAUCCCAUUGUAAGUAUUUUUUUUAGAUUUUUGAUGCCAUCGCUUGGUGACGACGAUUGUCCAGAUACGUAAAUUAUCUAAAAGAAGAGAUCUAGAGAGAGGGAGGGACAUAGCCAA
Molecule: messenger RNA, 2900 nt
Organism: Zea mays
Lineage: Eukaryota; Viridiplantae; Streptophyta; Magnoliopsida; Poales; Poaceae
Product: probable L-type lectin-domain containing receptor kinase S.5
Exons: 2
Coding region: 366-2540 (724 amino acids)
Biological process (GO): protein phosphorylation
Molecular function (GO): protein kinase activity; ATP binding; carbohydrate binding
Source: RefSeq, a predicted model, not a curated record